Messenger RNA from Rhodofomes roseus, 793 nucleotides. RefSeq names its product PIG-X. Gene Ontology annotation, cellular component: endoplasmic reticulum membrane. The record is from RefSeq and is a predicted model, not a curated record. Lineage: Eukaryota; Fungi; Basidiomycota; Agaricomycetes; Polyporales; Fomitopsidaceae. Bases 66 to 785 code for a protein of 239 amino acids. Gene Ontology annotation, biological process: GPI anchor biosynthetic process. The transcript has a single exon.
AGGCCCUCACUGGGGGGCAGCAGGAUCUCGCAGUCCGCUCGUACUCCGAGAGUUCAACCGCAUCCAUGUCUCGGCUGUUCUCCUCACUCGACGCGCGGGGCUUUCAUUUCACCUACACAACGCGUCUUACGCUGCGCGACCCUGCGCGAACCGCGGACUGCACCCUACACCUCCUGCAUGUCCUCCCUCCGGACGUGUACGCGGACCAGUAUGAACUCGUGCAACGCCCUGGCUUCUCGGUCACUGUGCGGGGGACGUCUGACUUGGAGCUGCCUGUAGGAGCUGUGGGUUCGGAAGGAUCUGUUCUACUGCUCGAUGUCGAAGUGGAGGAGAGGAGAGAAGCCGAGAUGGAGCUGGUUAUCGAUGUCCCUCUGCACGCUAGGUAUGGCAAUCCUAGCGCGGCCGAUAAGCCAGAACUUCGAUCUGUUCAGAUGGACCGACCAGUUGGUUUCUGGGCGUGUCCCUCGUCAAGUGAGUCGUACACACGGGAAUGUUUGCAACCUAGUCAUCUCUGUUCAGGUUCGGGAAGCAUGAACGUUCCCCAUGAGAUCGCGCCGCACAUACAGCCUGAUAUGUUCACGACGUCCUCGCUUUCUAUCAUACCACAUUCUCCAUCCGUGCAAGCCUCAGAGCUAGUUAUCCCGGUGGGCAAUCUAACGGACCUGGCAUUCGUCGACGUCGGCACUGCCAUCACGAUGCUCCUCUGUUUCCUUUACCUUGCCGUUGUUUCCGUACGCACCGCACGCCGCUUAUAUCAGCCUCCGAACAUGCUCAAAACAGAGUGAGAGCAAUC